AUGAUAAAGAGGCUUCCGAGUAGUAGGAAUCAAAGAUCCAAAGGUGUUAAGAUAAAGCAUGUUCUGCAAGUUAUUCUGCUGCUUGGUGUGUGUUUCUGGUUGAUCUACCAGGUUAAGCACAAUCACGACAAGAAGAAGGAAUUUGAUAAGAAUGAUUCAACACUAUCAUCGGUCAGAACUGAGACGGAUAAGGUUGUGAAUAUCGGUAGAAAGGACCUGAAACCAGUUAAGGAUGAAGUAGAUCAAAACGGAAAGCACGAAGAAGAGGAAGACGAACCUGUUGUAGAGGAUUUGGAAAAUAAACGCGAACACGGUGAACAACAAGAAGAAGAAGGGAACAAGCACGAAAGUGAAGUUAACGUGCAUGAAGGGAGAGAAGAACAGGAUGAAGAAGAGAAUAAGCAUGGAACAGAAGAACAGGAGGAAGGUGAAAAUAAAAUCGAAGAGAUUGAAGAUGAAGGAGGAGAUGCUGAGGUAGAUGAAAAUGAUCAUGAGAAAUCAGAUGUUGAUAAUGAUCAAGAUGAUGAUGAGGAUGCAGAUGAAUUGAAAGACAAAGUAGAUGAUAAUGAUGAGACGGAGAAUGAAGACAAGGAGGACGAGGAAAAGGGGGGUUCGGCUGAAAACGAUGAGAGUCAUGAAGCUCGGGAGGAACAUUACAAGGGGGAUGACGCGUCUAGUGCUGUGGCUCAUGACACUCAAGCAACUAGCACUGAAACUGAACCGAUUAAUUUGACACAGGCUGGUCUAAGCGUACAAAUGAAUAUCGAACAACCAGACAACAAGACAACUUUUCAUUCUGAUGAGAAUAACAGGAAUGAAAAUGAUUCUGAUUUGAAGGAUAGAGAAGGUGAAGCGGCUGAUGCAAUUUCUUCUAAUGUGACUGCCGGUAAAGAGACUGGAAAUACCAGUUUGUCUACCGAAACAGCCGAAACAAACGCGGAUAGCCACUUCGAUGUAAGAAGUAAUCUGACAGCAGUGAUUACUGAAGCAAGCAGUAACUCAACAGGUGCCGGUGAUGACACAUCGAGUUCAUCUGAACAAAUUAAAACAGUUGUCGUAUCCAAGUCUGAUAAUUCUCAAAAUGCGACAGCUAAUACAACAGUUGCUGGAGAUAUAAAGCAAACAGAGGGAUUAGAGCAGCCUGUCAACAAAACUUCUGAAGGAAACCUGCCUGAUAAUGAUGCAACAGUCUCUGUUAAACCAGAUAAUCGUGACUCUGCUCCGCAAGAAUCUCCUACUCUAGUGGGUAGUGCAUUAGAGAAAACAAUCGAUUUUGCAGCUUCAAAUGAAACCGAUGACAUUUCUGGUAAUUUGAAUAAUAAUGCGACCUCUGGUACCACCGAAAGUGACAAGUCCAAAGGUAUCACCGAAACUAGUGAAGCAAAAGAAACUAAGAACAUCUACGCCACUGUGGAUGAGAUGUUCAAGGGCAAUACUCAAACAGGCGAAACUGAUGAAAAAUCAGACUCUUCCUCAACCAAUGAAAUUCUAGACUCAGUUAUACACGACGCUAUUGAUCUUUCUGAUACUCAGAACAUACACGAGGAGGAUAUGGCAACGGCUCAAACUGAUCUCGAUACGUUGCCAGAUAUUCAAAACGAAGGAAACGAUGGCGAUGAAAAUUCAGCAGAGUGA
Molecule: messenger RNA, 1635 nt
Organism: Vicia faba (fava bean)
Lineage: Eukaryota; Viridiplantae; Streptophyta; Magnoliopsida; Fabales; Fabaceae
Source: the annotation of a GenBank genome assembly